AUGAGAUAUGCUUUUGGUAGUAGUUACAUAACUUGCUUUAUGGGAAUAAAUAAAGUUAUGAAAAAGUGUGUUUUUAAAAAAAAUAAAUAUUUGUCAUUAGAUUUAUUUGAAAGAAAUGAGAUAAAUAAUUUUCGAAUGAAUAAUAUGGAUAGAAAAUAUGUGCAUAGUAUAAAAGAAGAAAAGAAAAGAGAAGAAUCAGAAGAUUAUUAUUUAUCUAUGGGUGAUAAUAUAGAAAAGCGUUAUAGUUUAGCAUUAUAUAAUGUAGCUAAAAAACACAAUAAAAUAAAUGAAAUAUCUAACGAUAUGUUAUUUAUAAAAAAUUAUUUAUUAAAAGAUACAACAUUCCAAAAAUUUUUACAGACACCAAAUAUUGAAAUAAAAGAAAAAAUCAAUUUUAUUAAAAAUGAAUGUAAAACCUUAAAUAAAUUUAAUGUAAUAACAGAAAAUUUUAUUCAAUCAUUAUUUGACUCAAAGAGAAUAUCUUUUUUACCAAAAGUUAUAGAAGAAUUUGAAUUCUUAUUAUUAAAACAGAGAAAAGAAAUUAAAUGUCUUGUUUAUACAGCAAAAGAAAUUGAUAAUAAUUAUAAACAAAAAAUUCAAGAUUCUAUUUUAUUUAAGUUAAACAAUCAAUUAAAACCAAUCAUUCAAUAUAAAACUGAUCCUUAUAUAUUAGGAGGUCUCAUCUUACAAAUUGGAAAUCAAGUUUAUGAUUUCUCAGCAAAAUCAAAAAUUCACAAAAUUAAAACGAACUUUUCUCAAUAA
This is a messenger RNA of Plasmodium reichenowi, 762 nucleotides long. RefSeq names its product mitochondrial ATP synthase delta subunit, putative. Gene Ontology annotation, molecular function: proton-transporting ATP synthase activity, rotational mechanism. The record is from RefSeq and is a predicted model, not a curated record. NCBI's taxonomy places the organism in Eukaryota, Apicomplexa, Aconoidasida, Haemosporida, Plasmodiidae. The coding region runs from base 1 to 762 and encodes 253 amino acids. Gene Ontology annotation, biological process: proton motive force-driven mitochondrial ATP synthesis. The transcript has a single exon.